AUGAUUCGUGUUCCAGCGACGCCCGGCCCUCGCGAGAGCUUCCGAGCCCCCUUGGACUUCACAGCCGGCGACGACGCCCUCCUCACCUGCAUCGUCCACGACCUCGGCGAGAACACCGUGCUCUGGAAGAAGCGGGUCCCCACGGACGAGGAGGGGGACGAGAUCGCGUUCCAGCUGCUCACGGCCGGCGGACAACGGGUCACCUCGGACAAACGCGUCUCUGUCAUCCACGAACCCGGUGGAGAAGUGUUCGUGCUGGUGAUCAAGAGGGUGGUGCCCUCGGACUCCGGCGACUACGUGUGUGAGGUCAACUCUGAUCCCAUCGUCAGGUCCUUCCACGAAUUACGAGUGACGGGGAAGGAAGGAACGGGGAGCGGGGCCGGGAUGAGCCCCGAGGAACUGGCGGAAAGGCACGACUACACCGACUGCUGCCGCGAGGCGAACGUGACCACGGACUGCCUUGGCUUCUGCCGCCUGAGCAACAUCAUCGACGGGACCACCGAUGCCGACCCGGACGCCUGCGACGCCCAGUUCCCAGCCAUCGUCCGAUGCAUGGCCGAUGGCCGAAACCACGUGCCGUGCUGCGUGGAGCAGGCCGUGCCGGACAUCUGCCUGGAGGUGUGCCGCGGGGAGUACACGGUCCACACGGACGACGUCCGCACACACUUCUCCUGCUCCAUCUACACGCCGAGGAUCCUCGCUUGCAUCGCGGAGGGAGUCGAGGUCCUGCCCGGCCCCCCCCUGAACAUGGAGGUGCUCUCUCAGUCAGACUCAGAGCUGAAGGUGACCUGGUCGCGCCCCCGAGUGGAGGGCGCCGGGAUCGACCACUUCGAGGUGAACCUGACCCGGUUGGCGACCUUCGACCCCACCGACGACGGACCCAAGCGCCCGCUCAACGACUCCCAGGAACUCGUCCUCCCUGAGGCCAUGCAGAUCCAGGUCCCCCCGGACUCGAAUGCCACGGUGAUCGGGAACCUGAGCGCCUACACGAUGUACGAGGUGGUGGUGCUGUCGGUGAACGCGUUUGGGCGGAGCCUGGGAACGCCGCGGGUGAGGGUGCUCACGCUCCCGGCGGACGCGACGCCGCCGCCGCCGCCCAAGGAGCCGCCGCCGCUCCCGGACGUCAGGGCAUGCUGCGUGAACAAGGGCGUCAACCAUGACAAGUGCCUGAACAGCUUCUGCAACCCCUUGAUGGAGGACGACGUGAGCCUGCCGGACCUGAUGAUCUGCGCCCCGUGGGCGGGGGACAUGUUCCCGUGCCUCACGAACGGGGUGGACCACACCCCGUGCUGCAGGGAGCGGGGCCUGCCCGACCCGUGCCUCGACCUCUGCUCCGGGCAGUUCUCGCGCAUCGACUUCAGAUACUUCAAGUGGGUGCCGAGGUCUCUCUGUCGUGUGAUAAAUGGCAUGAAUCCUGCAGGGUCUGAAGACGAGCUGCAUGUAAUGAGGGAGCUUAAAGCUGUUCUUGAGGGUACUCUUGAAGGGUGCUCUUGA
Darwinula stevensoni is the source of this 1494-nucleotide messenger RNA. The record is from the annotation of a GenBank genome assembly. Lineage: Eukaryota; Metazoa; Arthropoda; Ostracoda; Podocopida; Darwinulidae.